Molecule: messenger RNA, 2184 nt
Organism: Lindgomyces ingoldianus
Lineage: Eukaryota; Fungi; Ascomycota; Dothideomycetes; Pleosporales; Lindgomycetaceae
Exons: 2
Coding region: 303-1877 (524 amino acids)
Cellular component (GO): actin cortical patch
Molecular function (GO): phosphatidate phosphatase activity
Source: RefSeq, a predicted model, not a curated record
CAACGGGGUUACACCGAGAGCGGUUGGCGAGACGGCGUCGUAGGUGACAUCAUAUCGGCGCGGUUCCUGCAGAAUCUCGAUCCGGAGACCUGAAACUGGGAAGAACAACAAAUUAAUUGCUCUUGUACCCUUUUCUCCCCGCCUCCUUUGUGCUGCUCCUCUGUUUCCUCUCACCAGCUUGCGGUUCUUCGGCCUGGGCUGUCUAGUUACCUGUGGACCUCUCUGAAACCCUACGCUCGCCAAACACGCGACAAACCUUCCUCGCCAAUUCUAUUCCUUUCCGCAGGAGACCAACCAACAUCAUGGGCAGCAUCUCGAGGCAGCAGAUGCUGCUACUCGGAGGUGCGGCACUGGCCUAUGCUGUUGCGAUUCCUGACCCUACAGCUGCCCCUACAAAGGUAGAAAUACAAGCACCAGUCAUCACUCCCGCAGCAGUCCGGUUCGAUGGAAGCCACAGCUACAUGCUUGAUCGGAGGAACCUUGUGUCGGACAUUGUCAGUGGGGCAGACAAUGUGCUGCACUCUCUUGGGAGCGUGUUGGGGACGGAUUUACCGAGCUAUGUCAUCUCCGGCAUCCCCAACUACUUCCAGAACUUCCCCACUGGCGACCAAGUCAAGUCCUCGCUCGGUAUCAAAGACAGCGAUCUCGACGCCAAGCCAACCGAGGUCCUCAAUAUCCCUCCAUAUGCUAAUUGGACAGAUCAAGGUUGGAAUGUUCGGUUUCACGGAAACGUGUUUAAGACGCCGAAUAUUUCGCAAUCGAAGCUGGAUGAUCUGGCCAACAUUUUCUUGAUCGACGUCGAUAUCAAAGACCUCCCUACAGACCAACAGGCCCAGGCUCGGAAUCUCACGCAGUCCAUAUUUAUCGUGCAGCAAGGGGAGCAGAACGUCUCGUUCCAUUUAGAGCCUGCUCCAAGCCAAGGCGCAAGUGGCGAGCCUGGGGGCGGAGGUGCUAUCACGCCUCCUGGCGGGUCCCAGAAUAUCACGUUCCCAUUCGAGACGACUUCUCAAGGUGAUUUUGAUGCCUUUGUUCCGAUCAAAAAUGUCUCAGGAGGUGGAUUGCUGGCCGGAAACGAGACGAACGAUGUCCAGCGUCUCAAUGUCUACACCAACGGCACGCUUACCGGCAAUGCAACUGCCUUCCUAGUUCCGCCGGAAGGUAUCACUUUCAUCUCCGAUAUCGAUGAUAUCCUCCGCGUAACGAAGAUCUAUCAGCCGAAAGAGGGCCUGAUGAAUUCAUUUGCUAGACCGUUCACCCCGUGGAUGAACAUGCCAGAGAUAUACGCGAAUUGGUCCAUGACUCUACCUAAUGGAACCCACUUCCAUUACCUAACUACGACCCCCGAGCAAGCCACGCGUCUGUACAUGGACUUCAUUUACAAGACCUAUCCUGGCGGCUCCUUCGACACACGCCCCCUAAAUUUCUCCGACGUCUCUGCAACGCUCUCAAUCCGGAUGUUCCUCCUCAAAAAAGUCUUCGAAACCUUUCCAAAACGCAAAUUCGUCCUGGUCGCCGACACUUCCAACUCGGAUGUGAUGAAAGACUACCCCACCCUCGCCCAUGACUUCCCCAACCAAGUCCAAUGCAUCUUCUUACGCAACACAUCCGCCACCGACCCAGGCGACAAGUUCCCCUACGAUACGAGUAAAUUCAAGGGACUGAAAAAUACGAGUUAUAUGUUCUUCCGUGUCCCGGAUGACCUAAGGGGAUUGGAUAUUUCGAAUGGACAGUGUUUGAAUAAGACGAUCAUGCAGAAUGUGACGUUUGGUAUCCAGGAUGAGGUAUUAGGGAUACAUGGCGCAGGUGUGAAGGUCAGGGGGAGUGCGAUGGGGAGUCUUGUUGUGGCGGUUUUGGUUGCGGUUUUUGUUUUGCUAUGAUGAAAGAAGGGGAUGAGGCUGAGUAUGGUUUAAGGGUUUUUGGAUGAUGAGGCGAUGGCUUGAGUAUGACCUUACGCGUCCAUGUAUGCCAGCUCAUGAUUAGUUUUAGUUCCUAGUAUUUCUUUCUUCGAUUGACGCUUUCGAGCGAGCGGCAUUGUAUUGCAUUGCACCCGGAGUGUUCUUGUAAAUAUUUCAGCAUGAUGAGGAGGAAUACACGCAGGAUUCUGGUAUUUUUCCUACUCGACCGCGUAUCUUGAAAACUAAUUAGCUUCUGGAUAAGUGAUUUGUUUAUAAUAGUGUCAGACAC